Molecule: messenger RNA, 892 nt
Organism: Cinclus cinclus
Lineage: Eukaryota; Metazoa; Chordata; Aves; Passeriformes; Cinclidae
Gene: COQ10A
Product: coenzyme Q10A
Exons: 5
Coding region: 99-773 (224 amino acids)
Biological process (GO): ubiquinone biosynthetic process; cellular respiration
Cellular component (GO): mitochondrion
Molecular function (GO): ubiquinone binding
Source: RefSeq, a predicted model, not a curated record
UGGUGACGUCACGGGGUGAGAGGUCACGGCGGCGGCGGCGCCGCGUCCCGGCCCGGUCCCGGUUCCGGCCCAGCCCCGGUCCCGGUCCCGGCCCGGUGAUGGCGGCUCGGCGGCUCCGCGGCGCCCUCCAGCUCGGGGCGCGGCAGCGCCUGCGGGCCGCGGCAGCCCCACCCGGCAGGCACACGGCCCUGUGCGGCCUCCGGCUGGGCCGGCCGGUCCCGUUGGCCGGGGAGCCCCGAGCCCAGCCCAGCCGGGGCUUCCUGAACCUCACCAACAAGCGCAAGGAGUACUCGGAGCGCCGCAUCAUCGGGUACUCCAUGCAGGAGAUGUACGACGUGGUGGCCAAUGUGGAGGACUACAAGAACUUCGUGCCCUGGUGUAAGAAGUCCGUGGUGGUGUCGCGGCGCGCAGGCCACGUCAAGGCCCAGCUGGAGGUGGGGUUCCCCCCGGUGCUGGAGCGUUACACAUCCAUUGUCACCCUGGUGCAGCCACACCUCGUCAAGGCCGUCUGCACCGACGGGCGUCUCUUCAACCACCUGGAGACCAACUGGCGCUUCAGCCCCGGCAUCCCCGGCUACCCCCGCACCAGCACCGUGGAUUUCUCGAUCUCCUUCGAGUUCCGCUCCCUGCUGCACUCCCAGCUGGCCACCAUGUUCUUCGACGAGGUGGUCAAGCAGAUGGUGGCCGCCUUCGAGCGCCGCGCCGCCAAGAACUUCGGGCCCGAGACCCGCAUACCCCGGGAGCUCAUGUUCCACGAGGUCCACCAGACGUGAGGGUGGCCGGGCCGGGCACCCCCGGACUGUGCCGGGCCCACCCUGAGCCCACCCCCAAAAAUAUUUAUUCAAGUGCGUUUCCGCUGCUGUUGCCUCAACGCCCUCCGGGGCUGCCGUGA